Tetrahymena thermophila SB210 is the source of this 897-nucleotide messenger RNA. RefSeq names its product transmembrane protein, putative. The transcript has 5 exons. NCBI's taxonomy places the organism in Eukaryota, Ciliophora, Oligohymenophorea, Hymenostomatida, Tetrahymenidae. The record is from RefSeq and is a predicted model, not a curated record.
AUGAAAAGUUAGCUCUUGGCUAUUUAGUUAGUUUUAGUUUGCAAAAUAAAAUAUUAGAAUUAGUUAUGCUAUUUAUAAACUCUGUAAUAUUGUAAAGUUAGUUAUGCUAUUAAUUUAAUUGUGACAAUUGUUAUUUAAAAAUAAAUAUGUUUAAAAUUAUUUUGUUAACACUAUCGUUAAAUUCUUUAUGUAAUUUAUAUUUACUUAUCUUAAAAUAAUGAUCUAGAUAAUUAUUUCUUGCUUUUAUUUCUUCUUAAUUUGGUUAAUUAAUAAGUAUUUCUACUUUGCUUUAAUAUCUUAUUUUUCAUAAGAAAAUAAAAGUAUUUGAUCAAACAAACUCCAAUAAUAGGCAUAAAAAAAUUAAGCAAAUUAACAAACAAAGAAAUGGAUAAAGACUCUGACUAAAAGCCGAGACUACUUAAAACAGCUGAGAAGCACAAAUAGGAGUAGAAUUAGGUUGAAUUGUUGAUCUAAAAAUUAAAAGAUAAAUUUAAGUAUAAACAAUUUAGAAUUGAAUCAUUAAGGACCUUUAAUUAGUAUUAAUAAGAUAAAAAACUCAAGUUAAAAAUGGAGUAAAUGGAAGAAACUUACCCUCUAAUAAUCAUAAAUAGUUUUGCUUUUACAUAUUACAUAAACAGAAAGCAAACUAAUAUUAGAAGAUUAGGAUUUUCAGUUGGAGUCAUGUGCACUUGCUACUUUUUGAUGGUAUUUUUUGGUGAGGAGUAAAUGUUUUAUCGAAAUCUUUUAUUGCACGAUAGUCCUCAACAAUCUUAUUUAAGAUAAAAAUUUAUAAAUGUAUUUCCAGACUCUUACUAUACUAAAUCUCUUAUUGAGAUAGAAAACUAGAAAAAAAAAUUAAUAUAAACUGAAAAGCCUUAGCCUAUUUAACUAAAUUGA